CAGUGUUCAGUCGGCCACAGUCUCUUGCAUCCGUCCACAUCUGUAUGACAUAAAAAAGCUACUACAACUUAUUUCAGUUGCGGCGCCCAUACACAAUUUUGUUCUGAAUUUCAGGGGGUUGAGAUCGGAUUGAUCUUACAAACACACGAAGCUAGACCUACAUAUAAUGGAAGGAAGCAUUGUUCAGGCCACAAGCACAAAUGGUGGCCGCCUACCUCGUCAUCUACCUCGGCGUAGCUUUCACGUCGCUGCUCAUCGUGCUUUCGGGCCGCAGGCGCUGGGCGGCGCGGGGUGAUGGUUGCCACGACCUGCGCCUCCCGCCUGGGCCGUGGCAGCUGCCGGUGAUCGGCAGCCUGCACCACCUCGUCCUGGCCGGGCAGCUCCCUCACCGCGCGAUGCGCGACCUGGCGCGGCGCCACGGGCCGGCCGUGCUGCUCAGGCUCGGCGAGGUUCCCACGGUGGUGGUGUCCUCCCGGGAGGGGGCGCGCGAGGUGCUGAAGACCCACGACAAGGCGUUCGCGACGCGGCCCGUGAGCGCCACCAUGCGCGUGCUCACCAGCGGCGGCCGGGACAUCGUCUUCGCGCCCUACGGGGACUACUGGCGCCAGCUCCGGAAGAUCGCCGUCGUGGAGCUCUUCACCGCGCGCCGCGUCCGCUCCUUCCGCGCCAUCCGCGAGGAGGAGGUCGCCGCAGCGCUCCGCGGCGUCGCCGAGGCCGCGCGCCCCGUGGAGAUGCGCGCGCUGCUGGCCGCGCGCGUGGCGGACAGCACGGUGCGCGCCGUGAUUGGCGACCGGUGCAGGGAGCGCGACGCACUCCUCCGGGAGCUCGACCGCUCCAUGCAGCUCGCGGCGGGGUUCAACCCGGCCGACCUGUGGCCUUCGUGGCGGCUCGCGGCGCGGCUCAGUGGCGCCAAGGAGUGCCACGACACCGUGCACGGCAUCCUGGACGGCAUCAUCAAGGAGCACCUGGAGAGGAUGGAUGGCGGCGAGGACCUGCUUGACGUGCUGCUGAGAAUCCAGAAGGAGGGUGCGCUCCAGUUUCCGCUCGACAUGGACGCCAUCAAAUCCGUCAUCAUGGACAUAUUAGGCGCAGGGAGUGAAACAGCAGCUACGACGCUCGAAUGGGCCAUCGCAGAGCUGGUCAACAACCCGAGGGCCAUGCACAAGGCGACGGCCGAGGUGCGGCGAGCCUUUCAUGCCCGCGGUACCGUGGCCGAGCAAGACCUAAGAGAGCUCACAUACCUACGCCUGGUCAUUUGGGAGACGUUGCGGCUGCACCCGCCCCUACCGUUGUUGUUUCGCGAGUGCCAGAAACCGUGCCAGGUGCUGGGGUACGACGUGCCGCGGGGCACCCAGGUGUUGGUCAAUGCCUGGGCGCUGGGCCGAGACGAGCACUCCUGGCCCGACGCGCCCGAGGAGUUUUGGCCUGAGCGCUUCGAGGGAGAAGCAGCGUUGGACUUUGGGGGCGUCGACUUCGCGUUCCUACCUUUUGGCGCCGGUCGCAGGAUGUGCCCUGGGAUGGCAUUCGGCCUCGCCAACGUAGAGCUCCCGCUCGCGAGCUUGCUCUUUCACUUCGAUUGGCAGCGGCCAGGACUACGCUCGACGAAGCUCGACAUGACCGAGGCAUUUGGCCUCACCGCGAGGCGGAAGGACCAACUCUUGUUGCAGCCUGUCCUUCGGGUACCUCUUCUCGUAGUCUAGUCGAUAUAAAUUGUAAGAAUUGGAUGUAUAUGUUGUAUUCCCACGCUAGAAAUAAACUGCAAAAUUUCACAACAUUAGAUUUCAUGGACAGAGAGCCAGUUUCAAUAGACUUAUGGAAUGUCCC
Messenger RNA from Aegilops tauschii subsp. strangulata, 1824 nucleotides. RefSeq names its product desmethyl-deoxy-podophyllotoxin synthase-like. NCBI's taxonomy places the organism in Eukaryota, Viridiplantae, Streptophyta, Magnoliopsida, Poales, Poaceae. Gene Ontology annotation, molecular function: monooxygenase activity; iron ion binding; oxidoreductase activity, acting on paired donors, with incorporation or reduction of molecular oxygen. The record is from RefSeq and is a predicted model, not a curated record.